Molecule: messenger RNA, 1150 nt
Organism: Zea mays
Lineage: Eukaryota; Viridiplantae; Streptophyta; Magnoliopsida; Poales; Poaceae
Product: Anamorsin homolog
Exons: 8
Coding region: 123-950 (275 amino acids)
Biological process (GO): iron-sulfur cluster assembly
Cellular component (GO): cytoplasm
Molecular function (GO): iron-sulfur cluster binding; S-adenosylmethionine-dependent methyltransferase activity
Source: RefSeq, a predicted model, not a curated record
ACGAGAUUGUUACAAUAUCAAAUAACUCGGCGUGUUGUGAAGCUUCGAGAGGAGAGGAGGCCAGGCAAAACCCAAAUCAAAUUUCGCCUUCGUCGUCGUCUUAUCGUCUCAGAUUUGACUCCAUGUCGGCGGCGCUCGCGGUGACGGACGAGGUGGCCCUGCCGAUCCGGGCGGUGGGGGAUCUAGCGGCCGCCGCCGAGGUCUCGCGGGAGGAGGUCGCCGUCAUCACCCAGUGCGCGGCGCUCGGUGGGAAGUUGCCUUUUGAAGAUGCAUCAGUUGGUGCGGUUCUUGCAGUCAUUAAAAACGUGGAAAGCUUGAGGGAGCAAUUGGUUGCUGAAAUCAGGCGGGUGCUGAAAGCUGGUGGAAGAGUAUUGGUGCAGAGCCCUGCACCCUCAUCCAGUCAGAAGCCGAACACUGAUAUUGAGCGCAAGUUACUGAUGGGUGGAUUUGCUGAAGUGCAAUCUUCUGCUGCAAGCUCGCAGGAUAGCGUGCAAUCUGUUACAGUUAAGGCAAAGAAGGCUAGCUGGAGCAUGGGCUCUUCUUUUCCCCUUAAGAAAACAACAAAAGCCCUUCCCAAGAUUCAAAUUGACGACGACUCUGAUCUGAUUGAUGAAGACAGUCUCUUGACUGAGGAGGACCUGAAGAAACCACAACUUCCAGUUGGUAGAGCAACAAAACCCGUCAACUUAGUUCAACUCCUUGGGGACUGUGAGGUGGGGGCAGCAAAGAAAGCAUGCAAGAACUGUACUUGUGGCAGGGCUGAGGCCGAGGAGAAGGUUGGGAAGCUGGAGCUCACUGCGGAGCAGAUCAAUAACCCUCAGUCAGCUUGUGGCAGUUGUGGGUUGGGUGAUGCCUUCCGCUGUGGAACCUGUCCCUACAGAGGUCUUCCACCAUUCAAGCCUGGCGAGAAGGUUUCCUUGUCUGGCAACUUCCUUGCUGCUGACAUAUGAUGGCAUCGCCAACAUCGGCAAAACAAGGAGACGGGGGUACCUACGUUGUUAGUCGACUGAACUGCAUUCCAAAUAGCUUCUGUUAGCCAAUGCGAAUUUGCGUGUGAGUGACUUGUCUUUUGGAUGAUAUAUAAGCGCCUCUACACAAACACAAGUGUGCAUCAGUGCAUGUGUUUUCAGAUUGAUUUUGUGAGCCUGGA